AUGAAAGAAUUCAAAAUCGUCGUUUUGGGAAACGGAGGAGUUGGUAAAAGCGCAUUGACUCUUCAAUACGUCCAAGGAAUCUUCGUGCAUAAUUAUGACGCCACUAUUGAAGACUCCUAUAGAAAACUCUCAAAAGUAGAUGCUGAAAAUGCGAGACUUGAAAUUCUGGAUACGGCCGGAACGGAACAAUUCACGGGAAUGCGAGAAACUUAUUAUCGAACUGCACAAGGUUUUGUUCUUGUCUUCUCACUUGCAGAAACUUCGACAUUUGAGAACUUGAAGCAGACGAUUUUAGAAAUAAUGGCUAUUCGCGGAGAAGAGGUUCCGAUGGUUCUUGUGGGAAACAAAUCUGAUCUAGCGGAAACGAGGCAAGUCGAAGAGUCAGAUGCACAAAACUUCGCUCGAAAGUUGAGAAUCCCGUAUAUUGAAACAAGUGCUCGAUUGAACCAGAACGUUUCCGAGGUGUUCGAAGAAUGUGCAGUGUUGAUUCAAAAAAGUGCGAAAAAUCAUGUGGAGCGCCGUCGAUGGUCGUCUGAAUCCGAAAUCAGAGAUAAAAAAUGUAAAAAUUGGUUUAAAUCUUGCUGUUGUUGUCUAAUUCCUUGUUGUCCAACCGAUUAG
Messenger RNA from Caenorhabditis remanei, 618 nucleotides. RefSeq lists its product as uncharacterized. Lineage: Eukaryota; Metazoa; Nematoda; Chromadorea; Rhabditida; Rhabditidae. The coding region runs from base 1 to 618 and encodes 205 amino acids. Gene Ontology annotation, cellular component: plasma membrane. Gene Ontology annotation, molecular function: GTP binding; GTPase activity; GDP binding. The record is from RefSeq and is a predicted model, not a curated record. Gene Ontology annotation, biological process: Rap protein signal transduction; negative regulation of cell migration. The transcript has 5 exons.